Heterotrigona itama is the source of this 2319-nucleotide messenger RNA. The record is from the annotation of a GenBank genome assembly. Lineage: Eukaryota; Metazoa; Arthropoda; Insecta; Hymenoptera; Apidae.
GUCAGAACGUAUCUGGCGCAGCUAGAUAACAGCAAUACAGGUACUUAACCUAACAAAACUCUUUUUUGUGUCUGAUAUGUAUCAAAUCUCCAAGAUGCCAAAAAAAAAGCAAAUUAGAAGAGAACUCAUACCGUUCCUGGAUAAAUAUUGUUGCAUUGUAAAGACAGAUUUACAAAUAACAAUCCCAUUUUCUAAAAACAUGUUAACAUGAACAAUGUUGGCAGUGUUGAUUUUCAUCAACAGGAGAUAUUUUUUUUUUUUUUAAUGACACGUCCUUUCAUGUUUUCUUUUUUUAUUUUUCUGUAGCACUUCGACUUUCUUCAUACUAUAAUCCGCAAACCAGUAAAAUUGCUAUGCACUAAGAAAAAAGAGGUAUUCGAAACUUGAGUUUCAAGCUUUUUAAGUUAAACCUUAGGUAUUCGAACAAAUAUUUGUUUGUAUAGUAGCUUAAUUUUGAAGAAACUAAGAAAAGUUUUAUGAAUAUGUGUGAAUAAAUGUAAUAUUUAUAGUGUGUUUCUUCUUGUUAACCAUCAUGUUUGAUAUUGUUACAUGAAUUGCAACAUUUCAUAAAACUUCUCUUGGAUUGAUUACUGCAUGUUACUUUUCUCAUUUCAUCAACAUUGUUUUUUUGUUUUUCCUGAAAGAUACGCUAUCUGUUUCUCUAUUCGACAUUUAUAUAUAGAUAUAUAUCGUGAAACAUGGCAUGGCACUGCAGUGGAGCAACAAACCACGAAAUGAUAACUAAACUAAAAGGUAAGAUCUUUUUGUAAUAACUUUGAUAAAAUGGCAUUAAGCUCUAGAUUCUAUGGUAACAUGUAGGACAUAAUUGCGAAAUUGUAUUGUAGAAGCAGGUAUUCUAGCCACAGAUAGAGCAGAAGCAGCAAUGAUUGCUGUAGAUAGAGCACAUUAUUAUCAUGAAGCAAAUCCAUAUCUUGAUCAACCAAGAAAAAUUGGCUACAACGUUACAAUUAGUGCUCCACACAUGCAUGCAUAUGCCUUAUCUAUCCUCUCUGAUCAAUUGUUCGAUGGUGCAAAAGCAUUGGAUGUUGGUUCAGGAUCUGGUUACUUGUCAGCGUGUAUGGCAUUUAUGGUGGGUUCACGUGGUCGUGUGAUCGGGAUUGAUCAUAUUCCAGAACUAAUAGAAAUUUCAACAAAAAACGUAAGCGAAGAUUGUCCUCAUUUCAUCAAGGAAGAACGCGUUAAAUUCGUAGGUAAGAAAAUGCGCAGCUAUAAACGUGUUGCAAUUUCUAUUCACGAAUAGUUGGUAUCGGGAAAAAGGAAAAAGGAAUUCCUUGUCAAUACACGGUCUUUUUCCUACAACGUUUGAAAACUUCACGUAUUCAAGAAUUUGAAAGUAACGUAGAUGUGUUGAAGUAAAAAAUACUCAUAAUCCACCAACGUGGAGUAGGUAUGUACUUUGCCAUGAAGAAUCAAACAGGACUAUAUCCACCAACUGCGUGACUUUGACUGUGCGUUAUAUAAAAAAUAGACCAAAAACUAACAACAGGUCAUUGUAAAUGCGCCUAGUGGGAGACGGUCGAUUGGGAUAUGCUGCUGAAGCCCCUUACAAUGCGAUUCACGUUGGAGCGGCCGCAGAUACUUUACCACAACAGUUGAUAGAUCAAUUGACUCCUGGUGGACGGCUAAUUUGUCCGGUUGUUGCUAUAGAAGGUUUUCAAAGGUUUCAAGAUCUGGUACAAGUAGAUAAAAACGUCGAUGGUACGGUUAUCAAAAAAAAGUUAAUGCAGGUUUCCUAUAUUCCUCUUACCGAUCCUGCUACUCAAUUAGCAAACGAUUAUUAAUACAACGCGUCCAAACACUUAGAAAUUAUUUAAGCAGCUUUAAAUGUAGAAACACAAGAUCAUUGAGUACAAUGAUGAUUACUGCGUGAUAAAGAUAAUUUUCUCAAUAGAUGUUAAUAAUAUUUGAACGAAUUCUCUCGUAUUGUAUAAUAUUUCUUGAAAUAACAAUUUUUUUGUUUUGCCGAUACAUACAUUGAACAAUGUAUUUGUUAUUUAAUGUACAGAACUACUGAUAUUUAUUGAGGUAAAAUUGAUAAAAGUCUUUUCAGUGCUAAAUUAAGUUAAUAUUCCAAACUUUGUUAUUUUUGCAAAUAUUUAGAUAAAUAAUAAUCAUAUAUAUUUAGUAAAUUAUUCGUAGAUUUAACACAGAAAUUAUUUUGUAAUUAAUAAAAGUGAAUAAUAAAUGAUAAUUAUUUAUAAUGAGACAUACACAUGUAUGAUAUAUCUUGCAUGCUAUUAUAUCAAAAAUCAAAAAAUCUGAUCAUUUGUGAACGAUGGAAGUACUCGACUAGGGAAG